Odontomachus brunneus is the source of this 632-nucleotide messenger RNA. It is a transcript of the gene Ssb-c31a, whose product is annotated as activated RNA polymerase II transcriptional coactivator p15. Gene Ontology annotation, molecular function: transcription coactivator activity; DNA binding. Gene Ontology annotation, biological process: positive regulation of transcription initiation by RNA polymerase II. NCBI's taxonomy places the organism in Eukaryota, Metazoa, Arthropoda, Insecta, Hymenoptera, Formicidae. The transcript has 4 exons. The coding region runs from base 189 to 533 and encodes 114 amino acids. The record is from RefSeq and is a predicted model, not a curated record. Gene Ontology annotation, cellular component: transcription regulator complex; nucleus.
AUUACCAAUGGUGUUAGAGUUCUGUAAUACCGACGUUACCUUUUGACAAGCUUCUUAAAUUCACCAUAUUAGCGCAAUAAUCGUUUGUCAUUAUAUUGCGCGCGUACCUCUUGAAAAACCGUUAGAACCAAUUCGCCCGAAAGAAAAAGCUGAUCUACGUAUUUUAUUACGUCGAUUUCAAGUCCAAGAUGCCAAAAUCAAAAGCAUAUGUGUCUGACAGUGACGAUAGUAGCGAGGAGGAGAGAAAACCAGUGAAGAAACAAAAGAAAGAAAAGGAAGAGGAAAAAAAAGCAGUUUCUAGCAAGAAGACAAAGUCAGAGGACGAUGAAACUGUAUGGGACUUGGGUAACAAUCGCCAAGUAAACGUAAGGAAUUUCAAAGGCAACUUUUAUGUGGAUAUUCGAGAAAUGUACUAUGAUAAAGAUGGUGACUUGAAACCUGGGAAAAAAGGAAUAUGCUUAAGUAUGCCACAAUGGCGGAAAUUCAUGUCUGUUGUGGAGGAAGUGGAUAAAGUAGCCAAGUCAAAAUGUUAAAAUCACGAUAUGGCUUGUUACAGUCCUACAUACUAAAAGAUGUUUGGGUUUUAUAUUUGUAACUUUCUUAAUUGAAAAAUAUAUUAGUUUUUAAAGUAA